This is a messenger RNA of Chionomys nivalis (European snow vole), 2632 nucleotides long. It is a transcript of the gene B3galnt2, whose product is annotated as beta-1,3-N-acetylgalactosaminyltransferase 2. Gene Ontology annotation, molecular function: hexosyltransferase activity. Gene Ontology annotation, cellular component: membrane. The record is from RefSeq and is a predicted model, not a curated record. Bases 211 to 1725 code for a protein of 504 amino acids. Lineage: Eukaryota; Metazoa; Chordata; Mammalia; Rodentia; Cricetidae. The transcript has 12 exons.
CCUCGGAGCCGCUGCCGUUUGCGGUCCGGACCUGAGGCGCGAGCCGAGGACACAGUGCCGAGUGCGGCCGCGGUUGCGGGCGCAGGCUGAAGCGCGGGCGCGAGCCCUGCCGGUGGCGCUCGGUGCUCUUAGGUCCCCUCGCUCUCGGCCGGGACGCGGGAGAGAGCGGCGCGCGGCGGGGGCGCGAGGUGGUGCGGGCGGGGGCGGCCAAUGCGAAACUGGCUGGUGCUGCUGUGCCCGUGCGUGCUCGGGGCCGCGCUGCACCUCUGGCACCUCUGGCUGCGCUCCCCGCCGCCCCCCCGCGCCUCCGGGCCCGGUGCGGCAGGUCAAUCAGCCUUAUUUCCUCAGUGGAAAUUUAGUCACUAUGAUGUGGUAGUUGGUGUGUUAUCAGCUCGAAAUAACCAUGAACUUCGAAAUGUGAUAAGAAACACCUGGCUGAAACAUUUGCUGCAGCACCCUACUUUAAGUCAACGUGUGCUUGUGAAGUUCAUAAUAGGUGCUCGUGGCUGUGAAGUGCCUGUGGAAGACAGGGAGGAUCCUUACUCCUGCCGGCUGCUCAACAUCACCAACCCAGUUUUGAAUCAAGAAAUCGAGGCCUUCAACUUCCCUGAAGAUACUUCCUCAUCCAGACUCUCUGAAGACCAAGUUGUCAGCGUGAGCUUCCGAGUUCUCUACCCAAUCGUGAUUACCAGUCUUGGAGUGUUCUAUGAUGCCAAUGACGUUGGUUUUCAGAGGAACAUCACAGUCAAGUUGUAUCAGGCAGAGCAGGAGGAGGCCCUUUUCGUCGCUCGAUUUAGUCCUCCAAGCUGUGGCAUACAGGUGAACAAGCUAUGGUACAAGCCUGUGGAGCAGUUCAUCUUACCAGAGAGCUUUGAAGGUACAGUCGUGUGGGAAAGCCAAGAUCUCCAUGGCCUCUUGUCCAGAAACCUCCACAAAGUGACAGUGAAUGACGGAGGGGGUGUUCUCAGAGUCAUUACAGCUGGGGAAGGGACACUGCCUCAUGAAUUCAUGGAAGGCGUGGAGGGGGUUGCAGGUGGCUUUAUCUACACUAUUCAGGAAGGAGAUGCACUGUUACGAAGCCUUCACUCACGGCCCCAGAGACUCUCAAACCACAUUCAGGAUCUACGAGUGGAAGAUGCCUUACUGCAGGAGGAGAGCAGCAUCUAUGACGACAUUGUCUUCGUGGAUGUUGUGGAUACUUACCGGAAUGUUCCUGCAAAAUUACUCAACUUCUACAGAUGGACUGUGGAAACCACCAGCUUCGGUUUGCUGCUGAAGACAGAUGAUGACUGUUACAUAGACUUAGAAGCUGUGUUUAAUAGAAUUGCUCAGAAGAAUCUAAAUGGCCCUAAUUUUUGGUGGGGAAAUUUCAGGUUGAAUUGGGCAGUGGACAGAACUGGGAAGUGGCAGGAGCUAGAAUACCCCAGCCCAGCCUACCCUGCCUUUGCAUGUGGGUCAGGGUACAUGAUCUCCAAGGAUAUCGUUGACUGGCUGGCAGGCAAUUCCGGAAGGUUAAAGACCUAUCAGGGUGAAGAUGUCAGCAUGGGCAUUUGGAUGGCAGCCAUAGGACCUAAAAGACACCAGGACAGCCUGUGGCUGUGUGAGAAAACCUGUGAGACAGGAAUGCUGUCUUCUCCUCAGUAUUCACCACAAGAGCUGAGCAGACUGUGGGAACUGAAGGAGCUGUGUGGGGAUCCUUGUCAGUGUGAAGCAAAAGUACAGUGACCCCCAAAGACCAGGGACUGUAAGUCUGAGGAGCCUGUGGCUGAUACUGAGCUAUAAGUAGUGUGAUAUUACCAGUGUUUGCACAGAUCUUAAUGAAUCAUCGAUAUUGUAGCAGAAGUUUUUAUUUAUAAAUUGGAAGAUUAUUUAAUACCAAAUUAUUUUAUAAAAAAAAUUCGUAACUCCUAAUCACUGUUACUAAUCAGUAAUUAUUUCAUCAUUACCACUUUUGGUUAAACCUGGCCAAAUUCAGAAAGUUGUAAUAAUGCCAUUUGAAUCUCAAUCAUGAUUAUAAAAUAGCUCUGCAUAGCUCAAUUAGGACAGUAAGAACGUAGAAUGUACAAAGAUGCUGUGUGGUGCUGGGGCCACAUAUACCAAAGUCAGGGUUGCUAGAAAUACCAGUUUGUGGAUCUCUGACGUGGGCAAACUGGCCUUGAAAAAGAAAUACUGUAACCUGAAGUUUGGGGUCUUGCUUUUAAAAAUGUUCAUUUACAUUUAUAUAUGUAUCAUGCUUUCUCUUACCAUUUAAUGUAUAUCCUGAAUGUCUCACCUUAGCACUCUCACUAAACUGUUUGAGUGUGAUAAAAGUAAACACCUCAGGGUUCAGUGUCACAGGGAAGUAGGGAAGGCACUCUGCCUUGCCUGAUGUUUACCUAAGCUUGAGGAGGUAGUAAUCUGUGGAAGACAGGUUCGGUGUAGAUAAAAUGUGGAGAAAAGUAUGUUGUACAGAGUAGGAGAUAUGUUUCCUCAGUUUAAGGGACAUUUUUUUGAACGACCAACCAAAUCACUGUAGUAAACUUUUUCAAAUAGUUAAGUAGCCCACAGCAAAUGUUAACUCUAUUCAGAUUUAGACUACUGUUUCUAUUUAUAUUUACAUCUCCACAUAAUGGAAUACAGUAAGCUGUGGAAA